Menidia menidia (Atlantic silverside) is the source of this 6227-nucleotide messenger RNA. NCBI's taxonomy places the organism in Eukaryota, Metazoa, Chordata, Actinopteri, Atheriniformes, Atherinopsidae. The record is from the annotation of a GenBank genome assembly.
AAGCGUCGCGGGGGGGGGGAGAAAUCCAUCUAGCUCAGAAUAUCCCUCUCUGUUGCUCAGUGAUGGGGUGUUCCAGCCCAGCGCCUGUGCGUUUUCUUAGUUAGGGCUGUCGCUUUAAGACAGCGAUAGCUUUGUGUCUCAUUAAUUCAAUGUACAGCGACGCGUUAGUGGAGAAACCUUAUUAGACUACCAGCCGCGCAGAGCGAGAGAGGAGAGGGGAGGAGGGCUACCAAACCCACGGAGCGCACUGACUGGACCCCCAAAACAAAGCACUCCUAAGUUAUUUAUCGUUUCAAUACGUGAGGAGGUUAAAAGAUGAAGACGCCUUAGAUGAAGAUGGGCUGCGGAUAUUUGGAUUAAAAAGUCUGAAUCAUCGACGGGAGGGCUUUCCACCAGCAGCUGGAGUAAAAACACAUCCGAUCAGAGGAGGCGGACAUCAGAUCGGGAGGCAUGUCGUCUGAAAAACACGGGCUCGAUGAUUCCGGCCGCCAGGCCAUGCAGCCUCCUCCGUACCUACCGGGCCCUCCGGAUUCCAACGCGCCCAGCGCGCCCGGCAGCCAGCCCAGCUACCCCCCGCCACCCCCUCCCCCGGGCUCUGAGGGAUACCUCCAAGAAACCCAGUUCCACUGCAGCCCCAUGUCCCCUCCCGGGGCUCCGCAGGGCUACACCGUCCAGACCCAGGCCCCCGGGGGCACCAUGCAGCACCCCCCCGUGGGAUACAUCCAUCCGGGCUACCCCCUGCAGCUGCAGCCCUGCACGGCCUACGUGCCCGUGUACCCCAUGGCAUCAGGUCAGCCCUACAUGCCAGCUGGAGGAAGUCACGCAGGAAUCCCACCGGGUCAGAUUCACCCCAUGCAAAUGCCGCCCAGCAUCACCCUGAUGGACCGCCGACCGCCGCACGACUACCUUCCCAUCGCUGUGCUCACCACCGUCUGCUGCUUCUGGCCAACGGGCAUCAUUGCAAUCAUCAAAGCUGUGCAGGUGCGCACGGCGAUAGCCCGAGGGGACAUGGUGACGGCGGAAAUAGCCUCCCGCGAGGCACGAAACUUCUCCUUCAUCAGCCUGGCUGUGGGCAUCGCCUCCAUCGUGCUGUGCACCAUCCUCACCGUGGUCGUCAUCAUAGCCUCGCAGCAUCACGAUGACGACUGGGAGCCGUAACUCCUCGGUAAACUCCCGGUGGGAAGUCACAGCGUCGAUAUGUUAGCUACCCGACUCUUCUCAAUCCCUCAUCAGAGGAAGUGGGGAAAGUGUUUCCACUCGUUGGACCUCUGUGCUAAGUUCCAAACAAAGCUCUGACCUAAUCUGCCUCCGUCAACCACUCACCAACAACCAAAAACAACCAGUCACAGUUGAUGCUUAAAUCCAAAACAGCAAGCUGUUGUCUAUUUGGGUCAGUAUUGUUGUUCGAACAGCAGCUAAUUAAUAUUACACUCAGAUGUGAGCCGCUGCAAAGGAAACAAGGCUCCUUGCAUUCACAGCUCAUUUGACUCUUAUUCGUUUAUGAAUUACAGCUUUCACUGAUGUAGUCAGAUGAAAGGAUAGGUAGUUAUGUGUUUCACUUUUAAAUGUCUGAACAACAAAAAAAAAGAGCUAAAUGGACCCUCAUGAAAUGCCACAUUUAAAAAGUAUGGUUGAUAUGGUUAAAUUUGCAUUUUAUUUCUUCAGGUAGACCUGUGUUCUCUUCUUGGAAGCGUUAUAUCCAGCCCGUUGAAGUUGUGUUGACAUUCAGAGUGAUAUCUUUUCUGUGUUAGGGGCUGAUUUGCUUUUGAUUGACUGAUCAGUAGAUUAACAACACACCAAAUGGACAUUGGACUCCCAAGCGAGAUGUUACAAACACUGAGUUUUAUUUCAGACUGGUGGGUUGUGUGUUAUGUGCUCACAACUGGAUGAGAUGACAUGUAUUAAUCAUGCCUAUGUUUAUUUAUUUAUGAUGUGUUAUUUAUUAAUUUAUUCACUCAACUUUGCAUUGACUUUUGUCUACUAAAAUCUGUUGCAGCCGUCUGACUAUCCAAAUUGGCUUAAAUCUUAUGGUAAUGCUGUUGCACUUUGUAGAAACAAGAUAAAAUUAAGCAACUGCUUACAUUCCUAGGGCCUGAUUGUGCAUGAUAAAUAUAUUUGUCGACUAAUGAGCUUUUAGUGCCAAAGUAGCUUUUCUCCCAGCUGUUGGUGGGAACAUUUACUAAAAUUUUUAUGAGUUUGUGCUGCAGUCUUUUUCAAAAUGUCAAACAAGCUGCUUUCAAAAGGAGAAGAAUAGACUGCUUACAUUUGAGUAUUAGGCCUGCAAAUAUCCUUUUUACAAGUAUUUGAAAAAAUGUAUUAGCCUUUUUCUGUUGCACAACCGUAUUUACUCUCUUGGACACUGUUUAUAGUGCAACUUUAGGUGUAUCAGGCGCCGUAAAUAACCCUGCAUGUCAUUCUCGGUCUGUUUUUGUUAAAAGCAUUAAUAUUAAGGCUACAUGCGGGUGAUUGGUUUCAAUAAUGUAGCGCCGAACUGCAGCUCUGCUGUGUUCUCUUAAGGGCAACAUGGCUAUAAAGUUGAAAAGUUACAGUAUGAACAAUAGCGAGAGGUUUCAGAGGUUAUGAAAUGAAUGUUUCCAGAAGGAGAAAAAAAAAGCCUAUACUGUGUUGUAGCACUUUCCUCUUUAUGAAGACACAAUUCACUGGCUAGACCUUUAACUUUCCCAAUAUCCCUAACCCCCUGUCCACAUGAAAUAUUGGACCUAUUAACAUAUCUUCUGUUCUGCUCAGCCCCCCUUUUCUCUGUUAAUCCCCUUGGUGAAGAUAUUUUUAAGCAAUUAUACAGAGAUGUUUAAUUUUGGACAAUUAUGUUUGUUAACAGUGAACAAUAAUAGAGAAAGUGUAAACUAAAUUUCUAAAGCUUAUUAACAAUAUUAUGAUUAUUACAAAUGUAUUAUAGUACAUUCAUUCAAACACACGUGGGCCUACAUUUAUCAUCAGAUUCAGGGAGUUAUAAGUUAUAUAUAAGUAUAACUUUGAAAGGAACAUUUGUAUUCCUCUAACAAAUCCGAUCUGAAUUUCUUUUUAAAGCACUUUUUCUUCAUGGGAAAUAUAUCUAAUCUAUAUUUGCAAUGAGCUGUGGAGUGAUUUGAUGUCUUUUCAGAAGGAAAACGCCCUAAUAGCUGCUUUAAAAAACAAAAUUCCUAAUUGCUAAUAUGACUGAAAAAAGAGUUUUCUUACUGGGCUGCUAUCACAAAAAAACUACUUCAAAUUUAGUGUAUGAUAUUAUUUUUAGCUAAAAAGAUUUUAAUAGAUUUUCCUCUUGAAACAAUAGUUUGAUGGGAUUUGCAGUACCAACAUACUCCUGCAUGUAUUAUAGAGUUCAAAAUGUGCCUAAAAGUGCAACGUGAGAAAUCAUGCUCGUGAAAAACAAAAACCCUAUCCUCAGAAUAAGAAAGUAUCAAAAUGUAAGAAACUCAUGGAGAGUUGAAGUGACCAAACAUACAAGUCACAAAGCAUAGAAAUAACAAAUACAACAUUAAAUCCGACCCAUUUAAUGUGGAAACAGAACCUGGAACUGGUUUGCAAGCUACAGACGGAAGUUUUCAACCAUUUACGGAAUUGGUGGUCCAGUUUUAGCAAUUGUUUCUGCGACCUAUAUAGGGAAUUAAUUAAGUUUCUGAACUAAAACUUGAUUGCAGCCAGGAGAUGCUAGCUUGGCUAAAAAAAAAAAAAAAUGGCAAUGGAGAAACGACUAAAUUCAUCCAACACCUUUUCAUUUCCAUUAAUCCGACAACUUGAAAUGAAUCCUUUGUAGAGUGCUUUUAAGGAGCUGGCUGGUGUAUUUUUACUUGUUUCGGACGAAACCAGCUGCUCUUACUGUUGCUAAGCUAAUGGCUAAUUGCUGCAGCUUUAUUUACUCUGGGAGCUGCAUGGAUUUCAAGUGCUUUACGUAAGGAAAGCCAAAAAAAAGUGUAUGAAUAUCAAACCUAAGAAUUAGGGCUAGCUGUAGUAGUUGGUGAACAGGUGUAAAACCUUAACAUCAUAAUACCCACUUGUCCUGAUAAAUGCAGGCCCAGUAAAUAUACACACACAGUGAUAUGCAGUGUUGAAGUGUAAAUGAAGCACAGUGCUGUUUAGUAUUAAUAUUGUUGAGGAGGCUCCGGCAGUGAGUGUUUAUCUACUGAAUAUUGAGAUUUCUGUUUGCUCUACGGCUGGAAAGUUAUUCCUAAUUUAUUUUCAUUAUUUUGAGUUUGUUCUUCAGCUUGUAGAUGCAAUGGGUUGCUUGCUAAAAGAGCCAAAAACUACCUGUGUACAUGUGGGGUUUAAAAUUCUCAUUACAUUUUUGGCUGUAUUACAUAUGCAUUGGGUUCUGACUUCAGUUGUUUGAGUAAUAAAUAAAAGAGCAAUUAUGGGUUAUGAACAACAUGUUGGUGAAUGCGCAGUACUUGUCUGUUUUUCACCUCUCCAUCCUCUCAGUCUCAGUGGCAUCUCCUUCUUCCCUCAUCAGUAAGAUGCUAUUUAUAGUUGGCCCGGUUUUCUCCCUCUCCUCUCUUUUUCGCUUUCUGUCAGAACAUGAUCCACAGACGCUCUUGCAAUCUCACGUCAUAUCACAAAAGAUCUUGUGGGUAUUUGCAUUGCAGCUGUUGAUUUUUCUGUACCUUUAAAAAACAACUAUGGUUUGCUUUUCCAUGUUACAAUACAGCCAUAGAUGAUUAACAUCCAUCUAUUGAAUAGAUCGCUUUGCAAGAUUAUCAUAACUUUCCCAUACAAGGCUGGGUAAUGAAGGACCCCAAGCACGGACUUUCCACAGAAGGAGGCGAGGACAGAUAGUUAGAGAGAUGGCAGUCAUUUUAUUCUGAAUUUACAAAAGAUGCUGCUGAGACAGGAAAAGCAAAAAACAAAAACAAACCUGAAUUGAAACUGAAACACUGAUGAAAACAAAAACAAAACUCGAGUAAAAGCUGACUGACUGACGGUAGAAACUAAAAUGACAUAUUCAACUGACUGACAGAGCCAGGACAAGAAAAUGACAAGAAUGAUCUGGCACUGAACAUUGAAACAUGAGCAUGUAGGCUGAGUAGAUGCAGUGAACAACAGACAAGAGAAGGCUGAGGAUAUCUUGAGAUAGUGACAAGUAACCACAAGGAAAACCACACAGAAAAUCUCAAAGCAAAACAGAAUCCAUGACAACUUGAACAUCCACCCAUCUUUUUUCAAUACUGCUUAUUCCUUUUAGGGCCAUGGGGGGCUGGAGCUUAUCCAUGGUUUAGAAAGGCUCCUUAAUAAUCGUUUGGCCUAAUGUGGCCAAAUCAUUAUUAAAAUACACUCAAAGCAAAUGUUGUCAUCCCGACACAUUUAGCUUCAUAGCUGCCUCUUUUUCUUUUCUAUUUUUGUGCUUGUGUUUAAACGUUAUGAUCCAUCUUGAGCUCGACAUUGUGUGUGAAAGUACUACAAAAAGCAAAGUUUUCCCAUCAUCUAUUUUUAGACAUCGCUGCUCAUUUCGAUCUGUGGCCAUCUGAAGGGCACAAGGCAAAUAUUUACUCAUUCAGAGAUCUGUUUUUGGUGUCCAACAAUCCCUGAGGGGAAAUAUUUGUUUCUUAAGCUGCUAGUUGCUCCACUUUCUCCAGCUGAUUUUGACCGCAUGCUUUGGGGAAAGUUGCCCCGUGAAAGUAGUGACAGUGACAGAAAACAGGAUAUUUCCCGCUGAAACCUGGAAGUUACAGUGAAAACGGCGUGAACCUGAAGGCCGGUUGGAGUGAAAGUAGGGAAGCAAAGCCAGCCUGUGUCUGCGGGAUCACAGAUGGCCGUUUAGCCUCCUGAGGAGAUUUGGUGUCUCUGAGAUCAUUUAACUUGGCCUCACGCUGCACGCCUCAAUCCUUCGUCACACAGCCUCCGCUUCCCCUGGGUCAGCCACGCUGACUGUCUCACUGUGCGUGUUUGUGUCAUCCUGCUGCACCCUUGCUGGGCUGUCAUCUCAGCCACAGCAUCAGGACUGAUGAGGGUCCUGGCAAAUACACGCCUCUGCUCACACGUUAAACCAUCAGUGUGUGAAGCCAUGAAGCCAGGGAUUCAUGCUGGACCUUUUUUCAGCAUUAUUACAGAUUGUUAUCAAGGUGAUUGACUUUCCUUAAUACAUUUGUCAAGAUAUCCCCUUGUCGUCCCCUUGGAGAAAAGAGAUUUUUAAAAAUAGUGCAUACUUGCGUACACAAUUUUGGCUCAUACUGAAUCACUUCAUUCUUCAUUUCACUUGGUGUUCGCAUGGUGUU